AUGGCCGAAUCAUCCCCUCCGGAAGACGAAAGAAUUUACUACCCCGAGAUAGAUGUGGAGGAUUUGGAAGGAUAUAGGCCCGGCGGAUACCAUCCAACUCUUGUUGGAGACACCUUUUGUACCGGUCGCUACAAAAUAGUUCACAAGCUUGGAUUUGGUGCUUAUUCAACAAUCUGGCUCGCUCGCGACCAGCAUCUCCAGCGCUAUGUGUCGCUGAAGAUACUUGUUGCGGGAGCUUCGGAGAACAGUAAUGAGGGCAAAAUCAUCCAUCUAUUGACAAAAGGUGAUCCACAUUGCCGUGGAAGACAGUAUAUCCCGACCUUGCUUGACCAAUUCUCUUUUGAUGGUCCCAACGGACAUCAUCAGUGCUUGGUUGCAGAGCCUGCUGGCUGUAGCAUAUCCACUUCCAAAGAGAACAGUGCCAACUUUAUGUUUCCACAAGAUGCUGCUAGAUCCAUCGCCGCCCAGCUCAUCAUGGGCUUGAACUAUUUGCAUGAAAAUGAUGUAUGCCAUGGAGAUCUUCAUCUGCGCAACUUUCUUCUUCGCGUCCCGAGCUUUGAUAAUUUAACUACAACUGAACUGCACGAACAUCAUAGCAAGCCAUAUGAGAUUCCUACCCGGCGUCUUGAUGAAAAGCCUAGCAUACCACAUGCACCACCACAUGUCAUUUAUCCCAUGCUUUGGAACAUACCUGCGAACAAAGUGAUAGAUCCUGAGAUUAUUAUCUCAGACUAUGGGGCAUCUUUUGAGGGGGUGUAUUCCCCCCCAGAAGAAUUCUUCAAUGACCACAUCACCACUGCAGCUGAUGUAUGGACCCUGGGUGUUGUCCUAUAUGAUGCUUUGGGCGAGCGCCCGCUUUUUGAAACGUUUGCAUGGGACCCAGAUGACAUCAUUGCUGAAAUGGUCAACACCUUGGGACAAAUGCCUGAAAGGUGGUGGGACUCCUGGGCAAACCGCUCUGAGUUCUUCAACCGAGAUGGGUCCUGGAUCACCAACUUCCAGCGCAUCAGCACACCUGUAUUCCGUCGUCUUCACCAGCGGAUGUGGGAUAUGGGCCGGGGUGAGACACAAGAAACGUGUGAAUGGGAUGUUGCUAGUGGCGAGUUCAAAGCUCUAGAGGAUAUGCUGCGAGCUAUGAUGACAUUCGAACCAGCCGAGAGACCGACGGCGAAGCAGCUCAUGAUGUCUGAGUACAUGGUGAAGUGGGCCAUGCCGGCAUGGGAGAGGCAGAUGGAACGAAAAAGGUCUUACACUGCUGUGGACCAAAGGAGGUAG
This is a messenger RNA of Histoplasma mississippiense, 1275 nucleotides long. RefSeq lists its product with no specific name. The transcript is spliced from 3 exons. The record is from RefSeq and is a predicted model, not a curated record. Bases 1 to 1275 code for a protein of 424 amino acids. Lineage: Eukaryota; Fungi; Ascomycota; Eurotiomycetes; Onygenales; Ajellomycetaceae. Gene Ontology annotation, molecular function: protein kinase activity; ATP binding. Gene Ontology annotation, biological process: spliceosomal complex assembly; protein phosphorylation; regulation of mRNA processing.